GCACAUGGUCUUACCGUACCUAAUAUACAUAGGGACAAAGACAACUCAUCUUGCAGAUAAUCUAUAACAAGUGUUCUUAUUUUAAUCUUGUAACAUUUUUUUUCUUAAUUUUAAGUAUAAUCUUAUAACAAUACUAAUUAGGCAACAUGUCAAAGUUGAUGAUACUAAUUAACCACCCUGAAAUUUUCUAAUUACAUAUCAAAUAGCUUGAAACUAUACAGGCAGCACACAGCAAAGGCCAUGCACUACGCAUACAUACCAUCAACGACACAAUUAUGAGUGGUUGCGUUUUGAAUGAAAGAAGAAGAUUGUGUGUUGUGUAAUAUUCGGCUGUAAUCCACUAUUUGCCAAAAGGAAAGACAACGUUUAAACCAAAAGAAAAAAGGGAUUCUCUAAACAAUCAUGGUUGCUUCGUUGCUUUCUUGUCUUUUUAGGUGUGACACUAUGUCCUACACACGUGCUACGUUCUUCUACUUCCAUAUACCAAAUAUUCGCUUUCUUUCAUUACCACAAACUUCAUUAACCAACCACGCUACACAUGUACACUAUAUAUCAUGGUCAUAUAUAUACCAAAUUCAUAGUUCAUGUAAAGUUAUGUUUUGGGCGACAGGUUUUGCGGCCGAACCAUUGAGAUGCUCAGCAAUGAAAGUUAGGCUCGACGUGAAGAGAUCAAAAUAUAAUAAAGCGGUGAAGGUCGUAAUUUGUUUGGACUUUUGGUAUGAGAACUAAAAAAUAGACGAUUCCAAACCGUCCAGUCCAUAGAUGAGAAGACACAUGGCAUAACCUUACGUAUACAAAACCGACCAAGCACUUGUCACCUUCAUUCCAAUAUUAAUCAUUUUCUCUAUACACAUUUUUAACUAAUUUUCUUCUGGAUACAAUUAUUGCAUGCCCACCCCCCAUUAUUCCCGUUGCGUUACUGUCCCCACCACCUCCACGGCUCCACCUCUCUUGGAUUGUUUGAUUUUUUAGCAAAGCUUUGUUUGUUUUUUUUCCACAAAAUAUUUAUAAUCAACACAAUUUCCACACACCCAAUACAAAAUUCGAAGUAUAAACACCCACGAAAACAUCAAAAAGCAUAAACUUAGGUAUAACUCAUUUUGAGGUUUUGUCUCCAAUUUUAUUUGAUACUCAUCAAUGACUACUUACGUUUUCUUCUCAUUCUGAGUUGUUUUGUUACUAAAUUAAUAUCUUCUCUCUUUAUAUAUCAGUGAAUCGAAUUAUUUAUCGUCAUGUAGUAUCAGAAUGUGUGAGUGUGUGAAACUGAGUUCCUAAAAUUCAAAUUCAUUUACCAAAAAUCGGGUCUUCAGAAGUUUGGGUCAAACUUAAAUUGGUUUCUCAACUUGACACAGGUCCAUAUUUUCUUUUGUUUUAGAUGGGCCUUCUUCUUUUUCAGAGCCCAUCUCAACCUUUUGUUUAAAACCUCACCCUUUGAGUCUUGGCUUCUACGGUUCUACUUCUACCCUAGCUUCCCUUUUCCUUUGGUUUUCCCCUUUCCACAGUCAAAAAAGUAUGGAGAAAUCACGGCGGCGCAAGGAUCGUAAAACUACCAGCCUCGACACUGGCCAACACUCCUCAUUGCCGCCUCUACUCCCAAUGGAACUCAUGAUGGACAUCUUCUCUAGGUUAUCCCUCAAGUCCAUUGCCAUCUGUCGCUGCGUGUCGAAGCAGUGGGGCUACGUACUCGGCCAUCCUGACUUCAGGGACCUCCGCUUGGCAAGGUCUCAGGCUCGUCCUUGUCUAUUGUUCGCCUGCUUCAGAGGUAAUAAGCUAUUCUUCCUCUCCUCACCUCAACCUCAGUCUCAGUCUCCUGAUGAUGAGAUGUUUGCCGCCGAUCAUCACAUGAGUUUCUCCUUUACCCGUCCUGUCAAAGAUAUAUCUACAAGUGUCAGUGGCUUCGUAUGUGUCUCUUUCCGCGGUUAUCAGUCCGGAAGGCAAUUCAUGGCGGACGAGUCGGUGGUAUGUAACCCUAGCACUGGACAAUCAUUUACUAUACCCAGAAUGAAGACAAUGAAGAGGACUGGGGGGAUACGGUUUUUCGGGUAUGAUCUUGUCGAGAAACAUCACAAGGUAUUGGCAAUGAUUCGUCCUCCUGGCCACGGCGGCAGAACUGUGGACCAUCAAGUGCUAACAUUAUUAGGAGGAAGAACUGAGAAAGCGACCUGGAGAAUGGCUGAAUGUGGCAUACCAUGUGCCUCUUCUAGGGAUAUACAGAGUUUAUGCAUUAACGGUGUUUUCUAUUACAUCGAGUUGGUUAGCGAUUGGGGUCUUGAUAGUAUGAUAAUUUGCUUUGAUGUUACAUCUGAGAAGUUCAGCUCUGUUAAGUUUGCUAGGGAUUUAUAUCCGGUGCGGCGAAACUAUCCGGGGCGGCUGCUAGAUUUCAACGGUAAAUUGGCUUUAGUACCAAGUGACAGUCUUCGUGUCACAAGUAAAUGUAUUGUGACGUGGGUUCUACAAGACUCUGAAUGGUCCAAACUUGUUUACAUAUUGCCCCCUAUGUGGAAAGUUGUAGUUGGUCCAAAGGAGUGCUUAGAGAUUGUUGGAGUGACUGGUCCGAAUGAGUUUGUUAUGUCUCCCAUAUAUUCAUCUGACCCUUUCCAUGUCUACUACUGCAAUUUCGAGAAGAAAACUGUGAAAAGAGUUGUGAUCCAAGGAAUGGGGGCGUUUGGGAGUGGGAGGAGGUAUUAUGUUCGCACAUGUCUGAACCAUGUGGAGGAUUUGAAGCAUAUGGAAUUAUAAAGGAUUCUGGAUGAUCAUGGGAUCUCGAUAGAGAGCUUUUGUGACCUAUUCUGACUAGUAUGAUCUGUGUUAUCUGAUUUUUUUUACUUACAUUUUUCAUCCUCAUGAAAUUAUUGACGGUUAUGUAUAUAAUCAUGAUGUGUGAGCGUCAGGGAUUGAGUUCCUAAACUUUGAAUUCAAAUUCAUUUACCAAAGUUAGUGAAAACCGAAAUUCUUAGAAAUAAAUAUGUACGCGCAUGAGUUUUUAUACUAAUGUUUUUUUAUUAAAUUGUUUUAAUUUGCAACACUAUCAUCUUUAUUGAUUAUAAAAUGACGAAUACAAAUAUUUGUCUCUUAAAUGUACCAUCGUUGUUGAGAGUUAACAUAUUACAAUUCAUUUUAAUUAUUUUUAAAACUUCAUAUGCACAAAGAAAAAUUAAGUUUUGAGUCUGACACAAAUCAUCAAAAACAUAUAGUCAGCAUCAGUUAUAAACUGCCAAAAAGAGAUUAGGUUCUUUGCUCUAGAGUCUUUUUACUAUUGACUCCAUAAGUUAUCAUCUAAUAUUAAGAUCUCAAUAAUUUUUCAAUGCAAAU
This is a messenger RNA of Brassica napus (rape), 3312 nucleotides long. RefSeq names its product F-box protein DOR. The transcript has a single exon. Gene Ontology annotation, molecular function: protein binding. Lineage: Eukaryota; Viridiplantae; Streptophyta; Magnoliopsida; Brassicales; Brassicaceae. The record is from RefSeq and is a predicted model, not a curated record. Bases 1513 to 2739 code for a protein of 408 amino acids.